Psylliodes chrysocephalus is the source of this 561-nucleotide messenger RNA. The record is from the annotation of a GenBank genome assembly. Lineage: Eukaryota; Metazoa; Arthropoda; Insecta; Coleoptera; Chrysomelidae.
AUGGAAAAAUUAAAAGAAGAUAUCAUUAAAGAAUUAAAGAAUGCCAUUUCUGCUAGUGAAAGCAGGAUUCUACAAAAAAAUGACUUAGUUAAUGAAAAAAUAAAAGAAUUAGAAGAGGAAAAUAAAACACUCAAAGAAACAGUAGAAUAUUUACACCAAACCGUGAAGAAAAAAAAUUUAUUUGUUUCUGGAUUAGUUUCUCAACCCCGAAGAACAAAUUGCAAGAAAUUGAAAGGUACGAAUAUUACUAUUACUUCGAACUUAACCAAAGCUCAGCAAGAGAGAAAUAAAAUAUUAGCGAAACGCCUGAAAGAAAUUAGAAAACAAACUAAGGACAGGUGUUAUAUAAAGGGAGAGAAACUGUACAUUUAUAAUAAAGCGUACACUGUUAAAGACAUUGCCCUUGAAGAAAAAUUAGAAGACGAAAAGAGCCUUUCACAGAAGCAAAAAGUUAUCAACACACCAUCACCACCUAUACCUGAAGAAGUUUUCGAAAGUGACUGCACAAAAGAAGCGGCACAUGAAAGAAAAAAAUUGCUACAAGAUUCAAAAAAUAUGUAG